Messenger RNA from Xenopus tropicalis (tropical clawed frog), 5654 nucleotides. RefSeq names its product melanocyte inducing transcription factor (gene mitf). Lineage: Eukaryota; Metazoa; Chordata; Amphibia; Anura; Pipidae. Gene Ontology annotation, biological process: regulation of DNA-templated transcription. The record is from RefSeq and is marked validated. Gene Ontology annotation, cellular component: cytoplasm; nucleus. Gene Ontology annotation, molecular function: protein dimerization activity.
AGAGAAACAACUGAAACUCCCGUAUGUAUAAACUAAGUGCAGGCAAGGACGAGGGAGUUAGCAGUGCCUGACGGUGUGAGGGGAGAGUUGGCUGCACCCACUCGGAGCUGUUUCACAGACAAAACACCCCUCUAGGACACAGGGCUGCGGAAAUGCAGUCAGAAUCUGGAAUUGUGCCUGACUUCGAUGUUGGCGAAGAAUUCCACGAAGAGCCCAAGACUUAUUAUGAGCUGAAAAGUCAGCCGCUGAAAUACAGCAGCUCAGUGGAGCACCCCGGAGCUUCCAAGCCUCCACUAAGCUCCUCCAGUAUGACAUCACGGAUUUUGCUACGACAGCAACUGAUGCGUGAGCAGAUGCAACAGCAAGAGCGACGGGAGCAGCAACAGAAGCAGCAGGCUGCUCAGUUCAUGCAACAGAGAGCGGCAGUCAGCCACACGCCAGCCAUUAACGUCUCCAGCAGCCUGCCUGCUUCCCCCCAGGUACCAAUGGAAGUACUCAAGGUGCAGACCCACCUUGAAAAUCCUACCAAGUACCACAUCCAACAAGCCCAGAAACAGCAGGUAAAGCAAUACCUGACUACGGCCAAACACUCCGGCCAGGCGUUAAGCUUACCCUGUCCAAAUCAGCCUGGUGAUCACAUCAUGCCCCCUGGACCGGGAAGCAGCGCGCCAAACAGUCCAAUGGCUUUGUUAACUAUUGGUUCAACCUGUGAAAAAGAGAUGGAUGAUGUGAUUGAUGAUAUAAUAAGCUUGGAGUCCAGUUAUAACGAAGACAUUCUCUUGAUGGAUCCUUCUAUGCAAAUGGCAAACACGCUGCCUGUCUCUGGUAAUAUGAUUGACAUUUAUGGAAAUCAAGGUAUGCCUCCUCCGGGGUUAAACGUCAGUAAUUCUUGCCCUGCUAAUCUGCCCCAUAUCAAAAGGGAGUUCACAGAAUCGGAGGCAAGAGCGUUGGCCAAGGAAAGGCAGAAGAAGGACAAUCACAACCUCAUUGAAAGAAGGCGAAGAUUUAACAUCAAUGAUCGCAUUAAAGAAUUAGGAACUCUAAUACCCAAAUCGAACGAUCCUGACAUGAGGUGGAACAAGGGAACAAUAUUAAAAGCCUCGGUGGAUUACAUUCGCAAACUGCAACGAGAACAGCAGCGGUCAAAGGAGGUCGAGAACAAGCAGAAGAAACUGGAGCACGCCAACCGCCAUCUGCUCCUGAGGAUACAGGAGCUAGAGAUGCAAGCUCGCGCACAUGGCCUUUCCAUUAUGCCUUCUACUGGCCUCUGCUCAACAGACCUUGUCAACAGAGUCAUCAAACAGGAGCCAAUGCUCGACAGUUGCAAUCAGGAGAUUCUGUCAAACCACCACGACCUUUCUGGCACAACCACUCUGGAUCUCACUGAUGGAACCAUUACUUUCAGCAAUAACCUGAGGAACAUGACUGACUCCCCAACAGCCUACAGCAUCCCCACCAAGCUGGGCUCUAAACUGGAAGACAUGUUUAUGGACGAUACACUUUCUCCAAGAGUAAAUGAUCCACAUCACACCAUAUCUCCUGGGGCCUCCAGAACAAACAGCAGAAGAAGCAGCAUCAGCAUGGAAGAAAACGACCACUGUUAGCACAAGCUACAGGACAUGCUCUUACAAACUGUAAUACUUUUAUUGUUUCAGAGCGGUAGAUAACUAUACUUCUAGCUUUCUGGAUAGCUCACUUUCAUAGAAACUUUGUUGUGUUCGCCCUAUAGGCCAGCACUUAUAUAUAUUUUAUUUUUUUUAGACUUUUGUAAAGAUUUUUUUGGUGUAUAUCAUGACUUGGUUUGCCUCCAAAGUAUUUUGAGAAACUGCUUUGUACAUACCUGGACUAACGGAGAAUGUCAAACCUAUUUAAAGCAGCUUCCCUCCACCACAACCAUACUGUCAAGAUAUUCAGGUUAAUCUCUCAACAGACCGCGUCUCAUUGUCAUAUGGAAAUAAAGGCACAGAAACAAGUAUCUGAUUGGAAGUACGUAGAAUACCUCAACCCCUCUGGGUGAUAUGGUCCUAAGAAAAUGAUUAUACAUGACUCUGAGAAUAUAUAUGAAGAUAAGACAAGAAAGAAGCACUCAAUCAUGUUUUUUUUUCCUGGGCCCUUUGGUUUCAAUAGAAUCUGGAGUAAAAUGAUAAAGUAUUAUGGCAAAUGUUUAACGGAUCAACUGAAGAGAACACAUGGUUUAAAUGUCAACUACUUGUAUUUAAUUGGCACUAUACAUUGGCAGGAUAUGUAGCUGAUAAAAGAGGCUGAUUAUUGAAAUAUUAGGUGUGUAGUAUGUCUAAGCAACAAUAUUUACUGGGGAAGUUUGGAGAAUUAAGAUAGGACAAGAAAUGCAAGAGAUGAGGACUAGGGGCACAGGUAUAGGUGUGUGACAGUUUUGCCCAAGUGGGGAAGAGAAUACUAGGCACAUAUUGUUUUGUUGAGGGAGUCUGGACUUAGACUGGAUUGGUUUUAGAAGUGAUAUAAUUUCCAGUACAAGAGGUGGAACUUAGAACAAAAGAUCAGGCAUAGGCUUCUAUAUCCAGGAGGGUUGUAGAGGACAGAAAACAGUUAAAGCUUAUGUCACAAUUGUCGGAUUGUUCUACGCAAAUGCAAAUCACCAAAAAGUGCUUAAAAGAAUGUUGUAGGGUCCCUGAGUUACCAUCACAGAAGCUGACAUAGGGAUUUAACAGUGGCUUCAUUGUGUAUUCCCAUUCUGUCAUAUGAUUUUGGCAUGUGAGAAUGAGCCUUACCAUUUUUGUCUUUACUUAGAGGUCAUUCAUUUUCCUAUACAGCUGUAGAGAGGUGGCCAUUUAUGGAGGUUUGCUCUGAUAACGAUGGGUUGAAAACCACUGCAAUUCUGGGACAGCUUGGUUGAGGGUGAUAAUAUACUGAUCUACCCUAUAGUGGGAAGUCCUACACAAUGUCAGUACAUGCACACACCCCUUCUGCUGACACAAAUUUUCCAGAAAAGUCCACGUCUUAAGGGAGAAUAGAGAAAAUACUGUCGGAACCAACCUUAUGUGUGACUAUAUUUUCCCUCUUAUUUCUGCUAAUGCCAUUAACAGUAUUCCCCCAGUGAGUGACACUAGUCACAGUGUUGUGAAAGUAUGUAAACAUGAGCCUCUAUGGACCCAUUUCUUCUACCCAGAUGCUGAAAUAGAGUACAUCUCAAGGUCAGCUUACCAAGAACAAACAUCUUGUUUACAAACGUUGAUAACGGAAAGGCCUGUUACAUCCACAGACCUGUUUCCAUAGUUAGAAAUGAAGAGGCAAAUGUUGCAGGCACGUCUUUAUCCUCAUGGGUGGGUGCUUUCAUGGGAAGGUGCCAUUCUCACCCUUGCUUUAAAUGGAGUUGCCAGUUAGCAUCAAUAUCAGACUUGGUCACCUAUGGCCAACCAGAGGACCUGAUUUUCUGAGCCCACGGAUAUGAUAUAUAGAAUGUGCCAAAUUGUACAGGUUUUUUAAUAGGUCCAUAGUAGAAAAAAGGGUGGUUUGAUGAGACUUCUCCUAGGGUGGAGUCCACUAGUCCCCACCAGGAGAUCCUCUGAUGUUCUUGUAGGCCAGUCUGACCAUGAUCAGCUCAGUAAUCCAACCACAUUAUAAGCCAUGAGUGUUUGCUGUGUUUAUCUAUGGCCCGUGCUGUUUUUCAGCAGAUUCAGGGUGUCUAAGCAAUGCUCUUUACUGCCUAUCAGGGAUUGCUACAGUAUGUAUAUGUUAUAAUAUAAGUAUUUCUGACAAUAUAUCCCUAAUCGGCUGCUCUUUGCUUUCAGGGUGUGUGCACACGGGUAUCUUAAAUUAUUAAGUAAAAAAAAUAAAAUAAAUGCAUUGAUACAUACCACAUACCAGGAUGCAAUGCAUGUUCAGAAUCCAUAUAGUAUGCAUCAGGCAGCUUGGUAUAUGGCAUUUAUUUGUGAUUACAUAUACAUGAUUACUUAUAUUAAGGCAUGCAGUCAUUGAUGUGGUGUGUUUCACGCCAAUGAAACCCUUGAGGUUGUUUUAUUAUUGGAAUUAGUUUCUAUGCAUUCAGCAUGCCCCCUACAGACAUUGGGGUGCUAAACGCUUAGAAACCCAAGGGUUCCCUACUUAGAACACUGUCUCAUUGUUUUCAUUUCAUGUUUUAGCCCCGUACCCUGAGUUUUGGGGACAAUGAUCUAUUUCACACACAUCAUGCAGUAGUUUAGUUAGGACUGCCCAAGUCUUUUGUGGUCUUAAACCCUCCUAGAAGAGGUUGGCCAGCAGUCUCUUCCCUCUGCUGUCUCCCUAUACCUUUAAAAGUUAACCAAUAAUGGAUUCAUAAUAUCUGAGGAUGGGGUUGUGGUAUUUCUUCCCCCCUUUUCUUUCUAUUUAAUUAACUGGCCUGAUGGUGAUCACAAUAAACUGGAGACAUAUUAAGCCCUUCAUUUGGCUAUACAGGUAUGGGACCUGUUAUCCAGAAUGCUCAGGACCUGGGGUUUUCCAGAUAAGGGAUCUUUCCAUAAUUCGGAUCUCCUACCUUAAGUCUACUGAAAAAUUGAUUUAAACAGUAAUUAAACCCAAUAGGAUUGUUUUGGCUCCAAUAAGGAUUAAUUAUAUCUUAGUUGGGAUCAAUUACAGGUACUGUUUUAUUAUUACAGAGAAAAGGGAGUCAUUUAACCAUGAAAUAAACCCAAUAGGGCUGUUCUGCCCCCAAUAAGGGGUAAUUAUAUCUUAGUUGGGAUCAAGUACAGGUACUGUUAUAUUAUUACAGAGAAAAGGGAAUUAUUUAACCAUGAAAUAAACCCAAUAGGGCUGUUCUGCCCCCAAUAAGGGGUAAUUAUAUCUUAGUUGGGAUGAAGUACAAGGUACUGUUGUAUUAUUACAGAGAAAUUACAGAAAAAAAUGAAAUAAUUUUUAAAAAUGUGAAUUAUUUGAUUAAAAUGGGGUCUAUGGGAGAUGGCCUUUCUGUAAUUCGGAACUUUCUGGAUAAUAGGUCUCCGGAUAAGGGGUCCGAUAUCUGUAUAAUAAUAAUAUAUAGAGUAAAAUGUAUCAUUUAUGGAGAAUCUGUCUCCCUUAUUUUAAAGACAAGAGCCAGUUUAUACAGAGAUUCCUGGAAAUAUUUAUAAAUGCAAUUCCUAUUUCAUAGUCGAACAUUGUACUCCUCACUGUAAACUUCAUUUGAAGAUUUACACUUGUGGGUUUAGGGGUCAGCAAUGCGUACAGUCAGUGUUGGACUGGGGGGUGCAGGGCCCACCGAGGCUUCUGCCUCAGGGGCCCCUGCACCCCCCAAUGGCCCCUGCUGCAGCCUUCACACACACAUAUAUCCCUCCCCUCCCACAGGGGCCCCCACCACCCACCCAGUCCCCUCCCCUGAGUGCACGUAAAUGAAAGUUACCUGCACCGUGUCGGGGGUGGGGGGGGGGAGAUGGGUGGCUCAGUGGAGAGCCCUGUGGUGAUCGGGUCUGGGCCACCAGGGCCCACCGGGUUUUUUCCAGAGUCCCGGUGGCCCAGUCCGACCCUACAUACAGUUUAUUGGCUAUGCCUUACUAAGCCCUAAGCCCUCAACCCAUUUACUAUUAUUCUUAGCGUUUUAAUUUGAAAUCGUCCAAUAUAGGUUAAUUCGAUUAUAAUACUGAUUAUUUUGUAUGAAUUUUUUUUAAGGGGGAUAAAGCGCCUUUUUUGUAUUUAACAGUUUAAAAAAA